This is a messenger RNA of Cooperia oncophora, 1119 nucleotides long. The record is from the annotation of a GenBank genome assembly. NCBI's taxonomy places the organism in Eukaryota, Metazoa, Nematoda, Chromadorea, Rhabditida, Trichostrongylidae.
AUGAGACGCACUCAGAGCGAAACCUUCACUCAGCAGCAAGAAGACCCUAACGGUUUCACGGAAGGCAAUGUUGUUCCACAUGAUUCGUCCGUGUUGAUGUCGAAGGCUACUGCUCGGCAUCUGCUUUCAUUUUCCCAAACGUCAUCGUCUUUCAAGAGAGGACUCGAAGAAAUGGUGUCCUAUUUUGAGGAGGAUGACGGUGCCUGUGAGGCCCAGUUCCAAUAUCCUGAGUCCACAAAGCCGUCGCCUGUGAUGUCAUCUACUGCUUCCAUACCUCCAACGAACUUAAAGCGUGAGUCCAUAGAAUCUGCCGCAUCGGGGAAUAUGAUUGAGAUGAUGGUGAAAUCGUAUGAAGAAAUGCUUGAGAGAAGGCGGCUUUUUUAUUGUCCAAGCUCGAUUCGUGAUAUUCUCGGCGGUACAAAACCUACGGUGAGACCUGCCUGUUAUUUCGGUGAGAGGGUUAGACGAGAUCGUUUGCGUGUGGAUAUUGCGUUGUUAGUGGAGUUUCUUAAUUCAAUCUCUCCAUUCCCACAUCUGACCUUGGACGAUAAGGUAGCUCUCAUGAAAAAAUUCUCCGUGUCCUUCUCCAUUCUCGAAAAGUACUAUAUUACAAUGCGAGUUGGAGGAUUACAAACUAACAGGAUAUUUCACAGUGAUGGGACUUACUCGGAUUUAGAUGAUCCAGAUUCAAUAGCAAAAGAAGCUAAUAGAGUGGCAGGUGGAGGUGUAGAUCGUAAUACUUUGAACAAACUGUUCAUCCAGUCAUUGAAGGAUUUUCUGUUGGAAUUAUCUGUACCUAUGUACCACAAUAAAAUGACUGAUGUCGAAUUUUGUGCGCUGAACGCCGUGCUGCUAUUUGAUCCAGCUGCUCCUGGGCUUAGUGAAAUUGGUCGUCAUAUUGUGCGAGAAGCUCGUGACCACGUGUAUGAGGACUGGUUCGAACUUUAUCGCAAAAUUGGGGUGGAGGAUAUUGGGCAAAGAGUCGGCAAUACAAUGCUCUUGUUGCCUGCUGUGCAGACCAUUGUCGACACUACGCAGGAGAACUUUCGAUUGAUUCAGGUUUUCGAUCUGUUUCAGUACGACAAAAUUCUCGAUGAGCUGAUGUAUUUGGAUCAUUAG